Molecule: messenger RNA, 1350 nt
Organism: Suillus subalutaceus
Lineage: Eukaryota; Fungi; Basidiomycota; Agaricomycetes; Boletales; Suillaceae
Exons: 6
Coding region: 1-1350 (449 amino acids)
Molecular function (GO): protein binding
Source: RefSeq, a predicted model, not a curated record
AUGGGAAACUCGUUAAGUCACAUUUCUGGUCGGAAAUCCGUUUUCCAGGAGUCCCGGGACUCCUUGUUGACAACUACCCUCUCUGGCACGGACAUCGGCACUAUAGCAAAGGCACCCUUGAAGCGUAAAUUUAAUUCUAAUGACGACUGGCUAUCCCCGCGAAAGCGACGCCUCCUGGAAUCUUAUUCCACCGGCGACAUAAGCCAGGUUGUUGUUGCGUCUGAUAUUUUCCUGAAGCGUAAAGCGGAUGCUAAACUAGAUCCCUUUUCAAUAAAACGCGUCAUACUGUAUGAGCCUUGUCACGCCCCGGCAUUCAUAUGGUCCCUACCCGCUGAAAUUCUCUUUGCUAUCGUCGCUCUUUUAGGAGUGGAAGAUUUGCGCUGUGUUACUCAAAUUUGUUCUCUGUUAAGAGAAAUCGCCGGUCCCCUCUUCUUCAUCAACCGGAACUUCCCAACUUCACCGCAGGACAUGUUUCACAUCCGUGUAGACUCGCACAAUUUUGACGUUCUACUUACUUGGAUACGUAUGGAUACCUUUCGUCCUCUGCGUAUGAUGUUGUGUUGGUUAGAUCCUGAUCUGCGGUCCACGCAACUCUCUGCAUUUUCGUACUUUCUCCAGUCCGUCCCCCAUAAAUCCAUACGAUAUAUAACACUUUUCUGGAAUUUUGACAUUCUCACUUGCUCAGUUCUCCCUCAGAUCGUUACAGUCCUCGAGAACAUCCGCGCCUCCGGCUGCGAGGAUAUGACAUGCAUGUCAUUCCACGGUCACAUUGGCUCAUAUGCAUCAUCCGUCACUGGACUCACCAGAAUUCAGGGGGAUGUGGGCGUGAACCACCUCAAAACCUUUGAUGCGUCAUCACAAGCAUUAUUUUCCCCCGAACUCCUUGCUUUCACAAUCCAGACCAUUCGCUUUUCCUCUUUGGAAAGGCUCCGACUCAGUUCCAUCAAACUCAGUCCUUCACACUGGGACAAACUGCUGCGGCACUUGACCAUCCCAACGCUCGUCGAACUUCAAGUCGAUGCUGAUUGUGCUCCAUCUACGCUCAAUCGCUUUCUGGCCCGUCACCCCCGGCGUCCAAGACCUCAGUAUCAUUCCGCGACCUGGUUGCCUCUGGAGGACCCAUCGAGUCAACCCUCCUUUAGUGUUAUCGGCUCGUGCUCCACUUCGGCGGGAGAUGCAUUGCUCCAGGCGUUAUCUGCUUCGUGGAUUGAAGCCUUUCCUCGAGUCAAACGUGUUAGCAUGCGAGGCUGUUCCAAUCGCACUGCCGAGUAUCUUGUCAACAAGAUGCGCAAAUUUGCUGCUGCUGAUGUCGAACUGUCUGUGAAGCUGCAUACUGAAGAUUCCUUGUAA